UACAUGUUUUGUGUUCAUACAGGUGCGUUUUUGUGUGCAGCACGAGCAGAGCGUGACAACACAGUUGUGAUCUGCGACCGAACUUGACAUAUCCCUCACUAUGAAUGGCAGAUCCAUACUCUUCAGAAAUCCUCCCUUUGUGUUCCACGGAAGAUAAGUCGGGGUUUGAAGGGGAUAUGAAGCUGGUUGCAGGGUUAGCCGUGCUGUGGCUGUGGGUUGUGGAGGCCGUGGAAAACUGCCCUGAUGCUUGUAAAUGCAGCCAGAAAUCCAGUACGGAAAAGACUGAAGUCAAUUGUCAGAAGAAGGGACUUGAGAGCAUCCCACCCAAGCUCCCUCUGGACACAUGGAUCCUUAAAAUGGGUGAAAAUGUAUUGCAGGAUCUCCCAGCCAACAUCCUGAGCUCCGUCCCUAAAAUCGAGAGCGUAAACUUAGAGCGAAACUCAAUCAAAUCAAUACACCCUCGAGCAUUUUCUGGUGCCCAGCGACUGAUGCUUCUGAAUCUGCAAGGAAACCGAAUGUCCAAACUCCCAGUGAAGGGCUUCAAAGAUCUCCUAAACCUACGCUUUCUCAUGCUGGGCCAGAAUCAGAUAGCUAGCCUGAAACCUAACAUGUUCAUUGGCAUGAGGAACCUCUCAGAGCUGGAUCUGCCCCUGAACACCCUCACUGCUCUCCCACCAAAUACAUUCAAGCCUCUGAUUGCCCUCAAAGUCCUGGAUCUAGCCUUGAACCACAUCCAAAGCAUCUCACCCAAAGCCUUUGUCGGACUUGACGAGCUGCUUUUUCUCAAUUUGGACAACAACAAGCUUAAGAAUAUCCAAGAUGGGACCUUUGCGUCCCUGAUUGGUCUUGAGAUGCUGGUGCUAGACAACAAUUUUCUCUCCACAGUUACUGCGGCCACGCUAGAAGGUCUUUCCAACCUGCAGGAACUCUAUGUGAGAAAGAAUGAAGUUGAGAGUCUGCCAGCUGACGUGUUCCGCCACACACCUAAACUUACUCACGUGGGCUUAAGUGGGAAUCGGCUUCAUGCCAUUGACGGAAACAUGCUAGCCAACAUGCAGGGUUUAAAGCAGGUGUUUCUGCACGACAACCCAUGGAAAUGUGACUGCAGCAUCAACUCGCUGGUACAUUACGUAGCCCAGACGAGGGCUAAUCACUCUCCUCUGCAAAGACUUCGGUGCACCAGCCCAGAAGAGUUUCGUGAUAGACCCAUCCACCAGCUGAAAUCUGAUGAACUUCCCUGCAGGGCCUAGAAAAUCCUCACAUCUGAUAUCAUAUCACGAGUGACCUCCAGAAGUCGGGAGCACAGUGUAAUAACAGCGUGAUAUUUUCUGCAUUUGAAUGGCGAUGCUUCACAGAACUCCAACCACAAUGGCUUUGACAGGUUAAUGAUAGAGCUGCUGUUCUGCAGAUAGUCAUAAUUUUCACCCACACCAGUCGACUGGAGAGCAGUACAUCCUACAAAACGAAGGAAGAAGUGUGCGUUUGUUUUUCCUUAUACAAAUGAAAUGCCUAUUUUGUUAUGUAUUAUUAAUAAUAAUAUGUUUUCACAUUUAACUUAAUAUUACAAAAGCUCAUGUUAUAUAUUCUGUGUAUUAUUUAUCCAAAGUGUUUUUUAUUGUCCUUCAGCAUCUAUGUAGAAGACGUUGUCAAAAUAUAAUGUUAGUAGAUGCAGUGAAGCUUAAAGGAAAUAACUAGAGGUUAGAAAAUCCCCUCUGCUCAGAGACCGACUGCAAACUUCCACCACCACCUGAGACUGAAUUCCUCAUCGGAUUGUUACAGCUGAAUAAGCUUCCUUUGAAAUCAUCAUUUUGUCUCUAAAUUCCACCCAGGGCACUGAAGCUGCUGUCCCACAUACAGGAGUGGGAUCUUUUCAGAUACUGAGAAGGUGUUAUUAAAGCAGGCAGCUAAAACUUAUGCUUUGGUAUUUUACAGUUAACUGAUAUUCAAUCUAACUGGUCG
Messenger RNA from Sinocyclocheilus anshuiensis, 1959 nucleotides. Its product is annotated as leucine-rich repeat-containing protein 15-like. Gene Ontology annotation, cellular component: plasma membrane. Bases 105 to 1250 code for a protein of 381 amino acids. The record is from RefSeq and is a predicted model, not a curated record. NCBI's taxonomy places the organism in Eukaryota, Metazoa, Chordata, Actinopteri, Cypriniformes, Cyprinidae. The transcript is spliced from 6 exons. Gene Ontology annotation, molecular function: protein binding.